Molecule: messenger RNA, 2184 nt
Organism: Xyrauchen texanus (razorback sucker)
Lineage: Eukaryota; Metazoa; Chordata; Actinopteri; Cypriniformes; Catostomidae
Gene: fgf6a
Product: fibroblast growth factor 6a
Exons: 3
Coding region: 642-1259 (205 amino acids)
Biological process (GO): animal organ morphogenesis; positive regulation of cell population proliferation; positive regulation of protein phosphorylation
Cellular component (GO): cytoplasm
Molecular function (GO): growth factor activity; fibroblast growth factor receptor binding
Source: RefSeq, a predicted model, not a curated record
GGGUACCUCGUGUGGAUUGACAGCGAUAGACAAGGCUGGGAGUCGAUUCCAAAAAGAAUCGAUUCUUCGAUUCAUAGGCGUUGAGAAUCGAAAGUCGAAUCCAAAAGCUUCGCAUCAAUAAAGCAUCGAGAAAAUUAGCCAGGAAUCGACUCUUGGAAUCGGUUCUACAACAUCUGGAAUCGAAUAGCUCUAGUGAUAAAUGUUUAGCUGUGGUCAGAUAAUUGUUUGCUGGCACCCAACUUUUCUUUGCCCAUCCCCUUCUUUCUGCAGCUGACAAGGCAGCAGUAUAGGCUACGUGUGAGGUCACCGUGAUAUCAUCUUGAAUGCGCGUGAUGUCAUCUUGAAGAUCUCUCCGGCAAGGUGAUCUUGCAUUUUGGUGAGUGAGUGUGUGGUGUUCCCACGCCAGCGUUUGCCCAUCGAGAGAGUUGAAACAUGGUAAUCAUCAGCAGCUUCACCACCACCACCAGCACAAGCUCUGCAGCCCUGCUCUUCUCAUCUACCGAGGGGCUUAUUGCGUUUCACGCGCGCAGCCCCGACCUGCCUUCCCAAAAUAAGCCCCAGCCACCAUGCCGAAAGAAGAAAAACAAGAGUGGUAUUUUUAGGGUCAUUAACUUUGACCACGUGCCCCGAGGGUAAACCGGAUGGCCACUGCGCAAAGGCUCCUCACCAGUAUGUGCGAGACCAGUGGGCGCUGGACGUGGAUUGCGAUUGUGCUGCUAGGCUUUCUACUCGGGAUCGUGUUCCCCUACCCCACCUCGGACAGGACUAAUGCAGCUUUACUGGAGAAAAGGUGGGAGACGCUCUUUUCCCGCUCCGUUUUGGGCAUCUCGGUGGAUAAAUCGGACCUGAACUGGGAGAGCGACUAUUUGAUGGGCAUCAAGAGAGUGCGGAGGCUGUACUGCAACGUGGGCAUCGGGUUUCACCUGCAGGUCCUGCCAGACGGAAGGAUAAGCGGUGUACAUAAUGAGAACCAGUACAGUCUGAUAGAAAUCUCAACGGUAGAAAGAGGAGUCGUUAGUCUGUACGGCGUGAAAAGCAAGCUGUUUGUCGCAAUGAGCAGCCGCGGGAGGUUAUACGGAACGAGGGUCUUCCGUGAUGAAUGCAAGUUCAAGGAGACACUGCUGCCCAACAAUUACAAUGCAUACGAGUCUUCCAUUUACAGGGGCUUUUAUAUUGCCCUCAGCAAACAUGGCCGCUUGAAGCGAGGCUACAAGGCCUCUCCAGCAAUGACUGUCACACAUUUCCUCCCCCGCUUAUGAGCAAAACUGGCAAUAACACAACGAUUUGCACAUGUUGUAUGUUCUCGUAGGUAACCAAAACAUGCUUAUGUGAGAAGAGGUGAACCGCAAAGAACAAAAGUAACACUUAACAUAGUAUUUAUUCUCAUUAAAAUAAUAUAUGUAUAUUUCGAUAGCUUACUUUGUGUCUAAACUUUCUGUAAAUGCUACUCUUUGCUGAUUAUGAUUUCUAUUAUGAACAGAUGAGAGAUGAGGAGCUUUUUAUUUUGCUCUCUCACUUUAUGGGUUCUUGCCAUAACUGGUAUAAACCUUACCCUGUCAUUGGAAUGACUAACAUCUUUAGCUUUUAGAAGUGAAAGGGAUCCUUUUUAUUACCUCUAAGAGCCACGUCCACACUAGCAAAAAGUGUUUGAAAGUUAUAGAGGGAAAAAUAAAUAUCAGUUUACUCUGAUCUUCUUCUGUUUCACCAUUUUACAAGAGGGAUGAAAGCAUUUAUUUUACUGCAGUUAUUCAUUAUUAGUUGGUGCCUUUUACUCUCAUGCAAGGGAGAACUGUGACGCCCUGGGGAUCUUUAGCUCAGUUCCUAAAGGGUCAGAAGUUAGUUUGGUUUAUUUUCAUUACAUAUUUAGAUCAAUAACUAAAUGAGAUUCAUAGAUUUGGAGAUUAGAAACCACUUGCAUUAUUGGGAGUUAAAGUCAAAGAGGGCCAUGCAAGGUCAGAGUUUGACUGCAAGUCUUUCUGUGUACGGCUAGUCCUGAAAGGUUUGGGUGCUUCUGUAUGAAUUUGAAUAUUCAGUCAACUUUGCACUGGAGUCAUAAUCUGUUAAGGAAAACUGAUGAAGCUAGAGAUAUCCAAUGAAUUGCCUUAAUAUUGAAUUAUGUGGCAAGGUUAUUUGAUAAUGUAUGUAGCAACUCAUAAUGUAAUAACAAAGCAUAUAAUUUUACAA